Lampris incognitus (smalleye Pacific opah) is the source of this 2654-nucleotide messenger RNA. RefSeq names its product calumenin a (gene calua). The transcript is spliced from 7 exons. Lineage: Eukaryota; Metazoa; Chordata; Actinopteri; Lampriformes; Lampridae. The record is from RefSeq and is a predicted model, not a curated record. Gene Ontology annotation, molecular function: calcium ion binding. Gene Ontology annotation, cellular component: endoplasmic reticulum. The coding region runs from base 118 to 1062 and encodes 314 amino acids.
GGGGCACUGACGCUGGGGUGUGAUCUGUACAAGAGGACUGGUGCGAUAAGGCUGUGCCGUAAUCAGGGGUUCGUUAAAAAGAGGUCUCUCGACAGCGUCAGGCAUCACUCGGACAGCAUGAUCAGGCCACUGCUGAUGUGCUUUGCCCUCUGCGUAGUCUACGCCACCAGUAAACCCAUGGAGAAGAAGGACCGCAUUCACCAUGAGGAAGCUCUCAGCAGCCGUGAGCAUGACGAUGCCAAGGGCUACGAAUACGACCAUGAAGCCUUUCUGGGCCGGGAGGAGGCAAAGUCCUUUGACGAACUCACGCCGGAGGAGAGCAAGCACAGACUAGGUCUUAUCGUAGAAAAAAUAGACAAUGACAAGGAUGGUUUUGUCACUGAGGAGGAGCUGAAGGCCUGGAUCAAGAAAGCUCAGAAGAGGUACAUUUAUGUCAAUGUAGACAACCAGUGGAAUGACUUUGAUAUCAAUAAAGAUGGCCUGAUCUCCUGGGAGGAGUACAAGAAUGUCACAUAUGGCACCUACCUGGAGGACCCAGAAGUGGACGACGGUUACAAUUAUAAACAGAUGAUGGCAAGAGAUGAGAGACGCUUCAAAGUCGCAGACAGGAACGGGGACCUCAUUGCAGACAAAGAGGAGUUCACAUCCUUCCUCCACCCUGAAGACUACACGCACAUGAAAGACAUAGUGGUGCUGGAAACAAUGGAAGACAUCGACAAGGACGGCGAUGGCUUAAUUAGCCUGACGGAGUACAUUGGGGACAUGUACAAUCAUGAAGAUGGGCAGGAGGAGCCAGAGUGGUUGGUGACGGAGCGGGAGCAGUUCGUCGAGUUCAGGGACAAAAAUAAAGACGGAAAGAUGGACAAGGAGGAGACGAUGGACUGGAUAAUGCCAUCCGAUUACGACCACGCGGAGGCAGAAGCCAAACAUCUCAUCUAUGAGUCUGACACCAACAAGGAUGAGAAGCUUACCAAGGAGGAAAUCCUUAACAAGUACGACCUGUUCGUCGGAAGCCAGGCAACUGACUUCGGGGAGGCGCUAGUACGACACGAUGAGUUCUAGAGACUGUUUUUAGAUAGAUAAAUUCACCGAUUUGAGAGAUGAUAUUUAUUUUGUAGGGAGCCUACACAAACACAAGGUUGUUUGGCUAGUCUGACGAGUAAUGGCAUUUUGGUAUUUUUAUGUGUUUAUGUUCUCCCGGGUCCAAAUCUUGCCUUUGAGUUGUGUUACAUUAUCACACCCCCGGUCAAGUAAAAAAGCUUGACUUGUUUUCCAUUAGGGAUUUCACUUGUUUUUAUACUAACCUUUUAUUCAGCACUGAAUGAUACGAGCAGAAUUGAUGUUCCAUUUCAUGAGACGUCAAAUUCCAUCCUUUUUAUUGCGCUCAGUGUAGUUUACUGUCCCUGGUUGUGCUAGCAGACAACUACUACUACUGCUGCUUCUACUACUACUUUUGGCUGCUCCCGUUAGGGGGUCGCCGCAGCAGACCAUCCAUUUCCAUCUUGUCCUGUCCUCUGCAUCUUCCUCUGUCACACCAGCCACCUGCAUGUCCUCCCUCACCACAUCCAUAAACCUCCUCUUUGGCCUUCCUCUUCUCUUCCCUGGCGGCUCCAUAUUCAGCAUCCUUCUCCCAAUAUAUCCAGCGUCUCUCCACACAUGUCCAAACCAUCUCAAUCUUGCCUCUCUUGCUUUGUCUUCAAACUGUCAAACCUGAGCUGUCCCUCUAAUAUACUCGUCCCUAAUCCUGUCCUUCGUCACUCCCAGUGAAAAUCUUAGCAUCUUCAACUCUGUCACCUCCGUCUCUUCAUCAGUGCCACUGUCUCCAAACCAUACAACAUAGCUGGUCUCACAACCAUCUUGUAAACCUUCCCUUUAACUCUUGCUGUUACCCUUUUCUCGCAAAAAUUGUGCUUGCACACAAUACGGUCCAAUAGUUGUCUUUUUGAAAAAAAUCAAAGGUGUGCUCUCGUUAACAUGUUGAUCACUCACUUUAAAUAAAGCCCCUCAUCUUCAGAGCGAGAGGCUUCCUCACCUCAUGUUUUCAUCAGCAUUAACAAACCAUGCAUCCUUGAUCCUGUUGAGUCGUGCUGUCCUGUUUUUUUUUUUAAAGGAUUAAGCACAGAUAAAGGUAUAACCAUAUAACUGAGCUCUUUGUGGAGCGUCUCCCUGCCUUUUUCUGUUGGUCAAGCCUCACAGGAAUUUCAGUUGUCUGUCUUUUUGUCAUCUCCUUUUGCAGAACUCUUAGGGUGAAACUUAGUCAUUUCUGUUUUGCUGACAGUUUUAAGAUUUAGGAGAGAAACCAAGUCAUUUGGCAGACCAGCGUGAAAGUGCCUCAACUUUGGUUCAGAAACGAAGCUGCUGGACAAGCAGGACUGAGCAGUGAUGUUUUAAAAAGAAUUGUUAACCAUUGUUUGUAUUGGCGGCAGGUCCAGGGUGUCUCCCCGCCUGCUGCCCAAUGACUGCUGCGACCCCAAUUGGGAUAAGCAGCUUGGAUAAUGGAUGGAUGUUCUUAUUGGACACAUUGAAAACUCUUUCACAUUAGAUAUUCACUCAUUUGCACGAAGGCAGAAUGUAUGACGAUUCAUAUAUGGGGCUGAAUACUGUACUUUGAAUUUUACAGCCUAUUUUUAAAUAAAAACAAAACAUUGACCAAA